UUUGCCCGAUUCCAGCCACUCAGAUACCACCGUCAAUCUGAUUGAACAGUGCUCUAUAUUCGGUAUCAAGUAACACUGAGAACAGUGUACAAUCCUCAGCUCUCUCAAUACAGAGCUCGGGUACAACAGAGUCUGAUAUACUAACAUGUGAAGUAAAGUUCAGCGUAGCACAUGCAGUAGCUGCAACAGUACCUUUACAGCUACAUGUCUAUGAUGUGGAGGCGUCUAGUAUGGUCCUGGUACAAGCCCUGUCCCCCACUCAGCUGUAUUGUAAUGUCUCUAAUCUGGACCAGGACAGUUCAGCUGUUAUUUGGUGGAAACGGAGCAGCGAUAACCAGGAAUUUAAGGACGAAGAAGGAAACAAUGUAGUGACUGGUACUCCAGAUAAUUCCAACCAAAUAAACUAUCUUAGUCUAGAUUCCACGCUGACUAAGACUGAUGAUGUUUUUACUUGUUUGGUAGAAGUUACUGAAGGAGAAACUGCUCAGUUUGAAAUUGUCUUAAAUACAUUCACGGUUACCCCUAUGGAGGAACACUCCCACAAAAAGGAGCCUGCUACCUUGUCAUGUGUUAUAGGAGGGGCUGGGGAACAGUUACUAGUGCAGUGGUCAGAUAGUCAGGACAAUAACUUGGAGGAGGAGGGAGGAUACGAAAUAGAGCAAGGUACCUUCAGUCAGGACUCCCAAACCUCCGUACUGACAAUAAGUGGAGAGCACACUGGAGAUGAUGGAGAGUACAAGUGUCUUGUGUCCUCUGAUGGGGGGGAAUCUUUCUACUCUCACUCUGUUCCUCUCAAUGUUCUCGGAGUAACUGUAACUGAUAAGGAAGUGAAGACUGGAACAGAAACAACACUGACUUGUAGUUUAACUGAACUCACAGUAGAAGUAACUAUUUCUUGGUGGGACGGAGAGUCUCAAAUUAACGACGGAAACGGAUACGCUAUAGCUCCAGUGGGGUUCCUGUCUGAUCCAGGAACACAGGGAUCUGAACUGACAGUAACCAGCCCGGUAUCAGAUAAGACGUACACUUGUAAAGUACACUACGAUAAUGCUGAAGUGUCUGUUAAACCUGUUAAACUCAAUGUAUACGAUGUUACAAUGGGUGGACGAGAAGUAGGUUCAGGGACCUCCGCUACUCUAACCUGUGUAAUAACAGGAGUAACUGAAGCUCUAACUGUAACUUGGUUAAAGAGUAAUGGAGAAGAGAUCAGCACUGGAGGAGGAUUUACUGUUAAUCAGGGAUCAGUAACUGAAGGGAAUCAGGACGCAACGCUAGUAGUAGACUCUCAACACACCACACAAAACAGUGUCUACACAUGUAGUGUCAAGUCUGCUACUACCGAGUCUGCUGAAUCAGAUGUUAGUGCUUCUGUGGAGGUCUUCGAGGUUGAAUCAGUGAAUAAAGAAGUGAAGAAAGGCUCUGAUACAACAAUAUCCUGUGUUAUCACUGGCAUAACAGAUACAGCAACAGUGACCUGGCGAACUAGUACAGGCCAAGUUUCAGGCGAUAAGCUCGUCCCUACCGAAGGAAGUCAUUCUGGAGGGACACAAACAUCAACUCUUGCUGUAGACGGAACUCUUGUGAACGACGAUACUGCCUACACUUGCAGAGUCACUUCCGGAUCUUUGCCCGAUUCCAGCUACUCGGACACCAACGUCAAUCUAAACGUUUAUGAUGUAGAAACUGUUAGCAAAGACGCCUACAAGGGAACAGGAACCACCCUAACCUGCAAAAUAACCGGACUCUCAGCCACAGCCACUGUAACCUGGAGGAAUAGGUCUGAGAACCUGUCAGAGGUAAAUGAAGGGUCUUUAACAGGGGAUACCCAGACUUCUACCCUAACAGUUAACAACCCACAACAAGAUGAGAUGUACACUUGUGUGGUUACUUCAGGACAAUAUUCUGCUUCUGCUUCUUCUUCUACUCUUGUAACUCUCAACACUUAUUCGAUCGACGUUGUAGGAAAAGAGAACCUCCGCGGAACAGAAACCACCAUCACGUGCAAAGUUACUGAAAUCAGUGAGCAACUAUCCAUCACCUGGUCCGGCUUCACAGCUGGAAGUAACUUCAUUCCAAAUGAAGGAGUAUACGACACCACAACUAACAGUCAAACCGGAAUAUUGACUGUAAACUCUGGUGCAGUAACUGAGGAUAGUGCCUAUACCUGCACCGUCACUUCCAGAAGUUACACUGAAUCUGCAGCUAAGUCUGUAGUAGUGUUGCUUAACGUUUAUGAUAUUGCGGUGCACAGUAAAGAAGUAGGAGCAGGAACCAGCACCACUCUGUCGUGUGUAGUGUCCGACAUCACACAGGCUGUCUCAAUAACCUGGCGCUCUGCUGGUAACCCUGGUAACCCUGGUAACCCUGGUAACCCUGUUACUAAUGGAGAUGGGAUCACUGCUAACAGUGGAGAGUUAGUGUCUACCUCGCAGACUGCUACUCUGGAGAUAACCUCUCCUGAUACUGACACAACUUAUACUUGCGAGGUGAAAUCCGGGGCUUUACAGAGCAGUGAAUCAGCCUCCAAAUCUGUUGAUGUUUUCGUGUACAGUGUUCUGAAAGGAGAAGUAGAAGUUAAGGUUGGUAGUCCAGCAACUAUAACCUGCACUAUAACUAACAUAGCCUCUGUAAAUGGAGUCACUGUAACUUGGAAGGAAGGUGAACAAACACUGACAGACAACUCAGAGACAACUUCUGUCAGCAACAAGCAGCAAGUAUCAAGGUUAACAGUACAAACUCCACAAACGGACACAGUCUACACGUGCAUCAUCAGCUCCACAGCCUACCCAGAGUCCCAACCGUAUUCCCAAUUCGUCAACCUUAACGUUUUUGAUGUUGCGGCUAAAGAUGUUGAAGUAAAAUCAGGAACCAACACAGAGAUCUCGUGUAUUAUAAGUGGUCUAACCACUGCAGUGAGCUCAGUCACCUGGCUGCUUGGCAACACGCCAGUAAAUGAAGGUGGUGCCCUCUCCUCUCUGUCUGCAGACUCACAGACUGCUACCCUCCUGGUGCAGGGCAGUCACGUGACAAGUGACCAGGAUUAUGUGUGCAGGGUUGUUUCAGGGGAGUAUAUCCAGUCCCCACACCAGGACACUAUAGUCAAGCUCAGUGUUUAUGAGGUAGAGCCGAUACACAAAGACGCCUACAAGGGAACAGGAACCACCCUGACUUGCGAGAUAACAGUACUAUCAGCCACAGCUACUGUCACGUGGAUGAAGGGAGUAGAAACUGUAGCAGGGUCAGUAGAAGGGGAUCUGAACACUGACACUCAGAUCUCUACCCUGACCGUAUUAAAUCCUGGAGAAGAUGCUGUGUAUACCUGUGUAGUGACUUCAGGAGAGUUUGAGCAGUCCCCUGCCUCACAAACCCUGGUGUCUCUCAACGUGUAUUCUAUUGAUGUGUUCGACAAAGAGGUGCAGAUGGGAACUGAAACCACCAUAUCAUGCAAAAUAACAGAAAUAAGCAAAGAGAUGAAAAUAUCCUGGUCUGGUAUCUCUGAUGGAGGUAACUACGUGGAAACACCAGGAUCCUACGAUGAUGAGACCAACAGUCAAACUGGGACACUUACUGUAAAGUCAGCUGCUGUGACAGAAGAUAAAACAUACACUUGUACUGUAUCCUCCGUAGACAACCCUACCUCGGAUCAAAAACCUUUAGAUGUCAAACUAGAAGUUUACACUAUCACCCUGCCUGAGAUAGAAGCCAAAUCAGGAACAGAUGUUGUAUUUACAUGUACUGUGGCAGAUUUAACUGCAUCUGUGAUAAUCACGUGGUUCAAGGAAGAGCAAGCUCUCUCCGAAGGAGUAGAAACAAAGUCCCUGUCAGGCAGCAAGCAAACCUCAGAACUGACAGUAACUGCAGUUACUCGGGGCACUACAUCCUACAGCUGCCGUGUAAAGUCCACACAGUUCCCUGAAUCUGGAGAGGGAAGUGUGAUAUCUCAACUUAAAGUAUUUGGCUUAGUGACGGAGGGUGACGAAGUCCCUAUUAAAACAGCUGCCUCCAUCACAUGUACAGCCACGGGAGUGUCAGAAGACUCGUCUAUAUCUUGGUUUGAUCAGGACACUAAACUUAUUGACGAUGACCAAUACACGAUGUUUCAAAGCGAAUGGACUAACAAUGAACUUGUUGUUACACUUAACAUAGCCGCUUCCUCUGUCACUGAGGAUAAGGUGUUCACAUGUGUUGUUUCGGCUUCUGGACAGGCUGAUCAAAAAGAGAUCGGACAGCUCAAUACAUAUGAGAUAAGCAGUAUCAGUCACGAUGUAGCAGCAGGACACCCCUCAACCCUGACAUGCUCUGUAUCUGGAGUCUCCGCUAACGACAUUGACCUGAUGUGGCUGGAUAGUAACGGGGUCCAGUAUAGAGACCCUACUAAUAAUGAGAACUACGUUGUGGUAGAAGGGGAACUAAAAGGAGGAUCGCAAGUUUCUUCCCUAACACUGUCCGGAGAUGUAACUACAAAUCUUGAUCAGACCUUCACUUGUCGGGUUACAGUAGGGGUACAAACUCAGCAUGUAGAUACUCAGAUACCACUCAAGGUCUUCAGUGUCAGAACGGAGGGAGACGCGGUGCAGUCAGGCAAAUCUGCCACUCUAACCUGCUCAGUAAUAAACCCUACAGACACACUUACUGUGGCUUGGUACAACACCAACCAACUUCUUACAGAUACACAAAAGAACACUGUAGCCGACCUGACCACUGUCACAGAGUUAAUCCUGCCAUCUCAAGUAGAAGACUCUAUCUACACGUGCAAGGUAUCUGGGAACGAAGAAUACUCCUUCUUUGCUAGCGUCGAGAUCAACGACCUUUCUCUGAAGUCUGAAGCUGGUAGCCGAGUAUUUACCGGAACAGUGCUGACUCUAACAUGCAGCUUCAUCCCAACCACUAUCAGCGAGGGAGCGUUCUCUUGGAUCUUCAGCGAUCAGUCUUGUUUAACAACGGCUUGCAGCAACCCAGCCAAUACUCCCAAGACUUCAAAGUUAACUCUAACAGUUGAUAGCAGUAAUGCUGGAAACUACAGAUGCUACUUCACCAAGAAAAAUGGCGACAAGGAUAUACGUAGUAACGAAGUAAGAGUGUCAGCAGUGAGUCUGACAGGAAGUGUUACCUCUGACUCAGUGUGGGGGCUGGUGGGCAGUGGGAGUAGUGUUACUUGUGUAGUUCCUAAUGGUCUAACAGACAUUGAACUAACUAGUAUUAGGUGGACACUAGAUGACAAUGCAAUCAGUGGAGAAGGGAUUGGAUACAAUAAAAACAGUGAGGUAGUGCAAUUCACAGUUUCAGACGCGGUUUCAACAGACACUGAUAAGACCUCAGUCCUCUCCUUCACACACUCCCUCGCUGCAGUAGGCACUCUACAGUGCAUAGCAGCUUAUCAUCCAGAGCGGAACAUUAUAAUACCGAGCACACAUAUCGACGUAAUGACACUUAACUCUGAUGUGGACACUAUCAUCCUUACACCUUCCCACGAAGCUGAAGUUACUUUUACCACCCAGUCUAAUUCCAGACCAACAACUCUACCCAACAUGCCAUCUGGAACUGCUAAAUCAGUAUCUACGAAGGAAGUUGACCUCUCUGAUAGCGACGGUAUCCUAUUCACUGAAGUUGUCAAAUUUUCAAGCACGUCGUCAGAAGUAACAAGUGAAGAGCAACUCUCCAAAAAAGAAUACUCUUUUACUUACACAGUUAAUGCUGGCUCUGCUUCAGAAAUAGUGAAAACUGGAACAGCGUUUUUAAUAGGUGAAACAUUUGUUAAAAGUACAGAAUGGGCUACUAUUGGGGACCGGACCACACUUUCUGCCUCCUUCACAACCUCCGAUAUAGCGAGUGUUUCUGUAGUCUGGCAACAGGAGAACACGGCUGAUAGCUCAUGGAAAGACAUUGCAUCUGAAGGUUACACUACCAUACUAUCGGAGAUGAAUGAUGAAGGAGUAAUGUCAACUAUUCUUUUAAUAGAUAAGACGCGGGAAUCAGAUGCUACAGGUUACAGAACGCAGAUCCAGAUCGCUAGUUUGAAGGAAACAAUUGCUGAAGUCCAGCUGAAGGCUGUCACUGCUAACAUGGCAGAUGUCACACCUGUUUUUGAAAGAGACACAGUCACGUUCAGUGUGACGGUAGAAGGACCAGACAAACCGAGCAGUGUACUUUUAGUUCACCAAGAGAGUGGUAAGGAAGAACAAGUUGCUCUGAACAGUGUUUCCUCGUCCAGUCCCUUUCAAAUAACUCAUGAGAUGAGGGAAGUAUGCUCCAGUGAAAGUGGAUUCUACUAUUUCAAAGUGAUAUUUGAGUCGGGACUUGAGUACGAAACUACUAAAGUUGAGCUAACAGUAAAGCUGAAGUGCAAACCACUCACUACCCCACCCAACACAGAAUUACAGGAGGAGGAAAUCAGCGAUUCAAACAACUACAGAAUAUUCGUGACUUGCAGCGAAUCUUCAUAUGUGGUAAUGGAUGAGAGCCUUAAAGAAGUGAUAUGUGAUACUUCUACAGGCACAUAUAAUAAAACAAUACUCACUCCUUGCUUGAGAACCAUUCCACAGAAUUAGGCCGCCAUUUGUUUUUAGAUUUAGAUAAGCAUACCAAUAAUUGAUUUGAAGACUUAUUUUCUUUGAUGCACUUUUCAAAACGCAUCUUAUUUUUCUAUAUUUAAUGUCAUUUGUAUUUAUUUUGCGAUAAACAAUUUUUAUGUUUAUAAUUUAUUUGAUUAUGCGUUAAAAAUAAAACUUACGCGAGGCUGAUUUCAAUUUUGAAUUCAAGUCAUUUAGUAAUAGUAAUUUUUCAACUUUCAAAUAGAAUUUUAGUAUAAAAUUACAUGUCUUAGUUUAAAUGUGUAAAGAUUUCAUGUUUCUAUUUGAUGUUACAAUUAUAAACUC
This is a messenger RNA of Bolinopsis microptera, 6875 nucleotides long. RefSeq names its product serine-rich adhesin for platelets-like. NCBI's taxonomy places the organism in Eukaryota, Metazoa, Ctenophora, Tentaculata, Lobata, Bolinopsidae. The record is from RefSeq and is a predicted model, not a curated record.